Messenger RNA from Schistocerca americana (American grasshopper), 1757 nucleotides. RefSeq lists its product as uncharacterized. Bases 152 to 658 code for a protein of 168 amino acids. NCBI's taxonomy places the organism in Eukaryota, Metazoa, Arthropoda, Insecta, Orthoptera, Acrididae. The record is from RefSeq and is a predicted model, not a curated record. The transcript is spliced from 3 exons.
CACGGCUGCUGUGUUAAGGGGCGGUGGGGCUGCGCACGCCGCAGUGCUAAGACCGCCGCGCCGGGCACACAGUGCUCUGUUCUGCCCUGCCUCAUGGCCCUGCGCCUGCAACAGCGCUGCUCGCCGCAUCUGUUUCCAUAGUUUCUUCAGGAUGGUGGGAUCAUUUUCUAUUCAGCAAGUGCUGGUAGACCAGGUGCAGGUGCUAAGCAAGCAGUCAGAUCAAUUGCUGAAGACAAUGGCAACUUCAUCACCACCUUCUAAACGACCUGGACUUCAGAGUGGAAAACGAGAUACUUUCACCCGCAGUAGUUCUUUCGUCCGUCUGAAGCAGUUUCCUGCAUACUUGUGCACAAGAAGCUGUGAUGCUUUCCCCAAUGUGCUUUUGUUCCUUAGCACUGCACUUACAUUUAUUCAGGGCUAUACACAACAGCUUUCCGUGCUUUACAAGAAGUAUGGAAUUUCAGUAUCAUUAUGUGGUGCCCUGAUUGUCUUACUGGGUCAAGUUAUUGGGUGUUGUAUGGGUCUUGUUCUGGGCAACAAGCCACCUGGCUUAAUUUUCUUACUGUGUUGCAUUAUUUUCAUAGCUGUAAUAGGUUACCAGAUCUGUUUGCAGACAAAAGUUGUGAGAAUAAGGCACAGGAAAUUGAAAACACAUUGAUGUGCAAAUAAAUGCUUCAAUUCUGUAUGAAUUCUCAUGUGUAUAGAACAAAUAAAUACAUCAUAAAUUACGUAUCAGUGAGAGUAAUUAGUGAAAAAAUGUAUAGCUGUUCGUAUAUUGAGUGUAUUCUGAUUCUAGAAAUGAGUAAUACGUAAAUCAUAAUGUUUUGAAUAUAUUUGACUGUGUUGACGUGAUAGCUCCAGGAAUUUCCCUGAAGAAACUAGACUGUUGCAAAAAUGGUGACUUCAUAAUUUUAAAUACUGGCACUUAAAAAGUGAUUAGGUUAGAAUACCACAAAUGAGGUGCCCAAAGUGCCUUAAUAUAAAAUAAGUGUUGCUGUGCAUAUAUAAAUGUGUGUGUGUGUGUGUGUCCUUUUUUUUCAUAAAAUAUGCUGGUUUGUGUGUAGCAGGUUUGUUUGUUGUUUAUUGUGGAUUGUGAAGCAAAUGAUGAUGCACUUGGUAUGAGUGCCGAAAUUCCCCUAUUAAGACUGAAUUAUCAUAGUUGCUAUUUUCUCAUACCUCUGCAAUAGUACUUAACCAUCUGACAUGUACAGAAUAUUAUCUAUGUAUCCAGCAUUACUGGUAAAAUAUUUCAAAAUCUUGCCAUUAAAAUAUCAUUUGUAUAUUGAUCACUGUCAGUACUUGUCUCGCAUUCUACUAAAUUCUACUGUAGAUGAUACAACAAACUCUGUACUUGGUAAUUGGUCUGAGAAAUUUAUUUACUGUAUGCAGUGAAAAAACUGUUAAAUAUAGAUUACAAAUAAAAGUAUUUCAGAGGUGAAAAAAGGUUUGUAAACUUUUUCAUUUGAAAGUGUCAAAUAACAUGUGCAAUACAGGCUAUUGUUGAGGAAUUAUGAUGUCAGCAAUAUAAUUUAGUUACCACUGUGAUUUAUUAAAUAUUUUAUUUGACGACCUGUAUAACUGUGCCAAAGUGAAGUCUGAAGAAAUUACUAAAUUAUGUAGCACUUUACUGCAUGGUAAAUGCCUUCACUUAUUUAAUUUCCUGAGAACUUUUACUUUGUACUUGCAUGGAAAAUUUGUACAUAAAAUUUUAUGUGAUGGUUUUUCAUUAAAUGACGAAAUUGUUGGAACACUUGGAA